GAAACCGAGGCCCCUCGACGGUUGUAUAGAGAAAUGAGGCUCAAAUCGCAAUGUUUGAUCACAGGCUGAACGCCUUUGCUAAUUGUUUGCUCACGGUACAGAAACAGCAAGAUGACUACAGCCUCCCAACAAAUCCCCGCUGUCGUGAGACCUCUAGUCAGCGAGCGCGCAAAGAAGACUCUUGAUAUCGUUGAGAAGUUUGUCAACGAAGAGUGCAUCCCCGCAGAUGCCGUGUACAAAGCACAGCUGGGCCAGGGCCCUGGCCGCUGGUGCUAUCCGCCCGUCAUGGACGACUUGAAAGCCAAAGCGAAAGCGCUCGGGCUGUGGAAUAUGUUCCUCGCAAAGGGCCACUACAAAGAGGGCGCCGGCUUCACGAACCUCGAGUACGGCCUGAUGUGCGAGCAGUUCGGCCGCUGCGUAACCGCCUCUGAGGCGACGAACAACGCCGCGCCCGACACAGGCAACAUGGAGCUGCUGGCCAAGUAUGGCACCGAAGCGCAGAAGAAACAGUGGCUGGAACCGCUGCUGCGUGGCGACAUUCGGAGCUGCUAUGUCAUGACCGAGCCGGACGCGGCGUGCAGCGACGCAACCAACGUCCGACUCAGCAUCAAGCGCGACGGCGACAGCUACGUGCUCAACGGCCAGAAGUGGUGGAUCAGCGGCGCCGGCAACCCGCGCUGCGCCGUCUACAUUGUCCUGGGCAAGACCGACCCCAACCACACCGACAAGCACAAGCAGCAGUCCAUCAUCAUCGUGCCCUCCAACACCCCCGGUAUCGAGGUCAAGCGCAUGCUCUCCGUCUACGGCUACGACGCCGCCCCGCACGGCCACGCCCACCUCGUCUUCACAAACGUCCGCGUCCCCGCCGCCAACAUCGUGCUCGGCGAGGGCCGCGGCUUCGAGGUCAUGCAGGGCCGCAUGGGCCCCGGCCGCAUCCACCACUGCAUGCGCUCCAUCGGCGCCGCCGAAGAAGCCCUCCGCUGGCUCCUCACCCGCGCCAACGCCGCACACAAGACCCCCUUCGGCAGCCCCCUCGCCUCACAAGGCGUAAUCCGCUCCUGGACCGCGUCCUCGCGCCUCUCCAUCAGCGCCGCGCGCCUAACGGUCCUCAACGCCGCCGCCGCCAUCGACGCCGGCAGCGCCAAAUCCGCACUCGCCGACAUCGCCGCCGCGAAGAUCUUCGUGCCGCAGGUCGCCCUCGAGGUUAUCGAUCGCGCGGUGCAGAUCCACGGCGCCGAGGGCGUGGGCCAGGAUACCCCGCUCGCGGCUAUGUGGGCGCAUGCGCGCACCGUGCGCAUCGCGGAUGGGCCCGAUGAGGUGCAUUUGGAGCAGUUGGGGCGCCGGGAGAAUGGGCGCGCGGUGGAGGCGGCGGGGUUGCUGAGGUGGCAGGGGGAGCGGGCGGAGGCGCUGUUGGGGCAGUGGGGGGUCGCGGAGAGUGGGCCGUGUCCGACGGUGUAUGCGAAGCUGUAGUACCUAGUAGGCAGGGGGAGCUGCUGGAGGUGGGUGUGUACUGUUUUUGGGCUGGUAGAUGAGUCAGGAUGGAGUUGUUCUGCCCGGCUCAUACGCGUCCUGCGGUCACCACAUCCCUCUCACCAGACUCACUCGAAGGACACUGAAUGUAAAUCUUGCAUUGCAACAGCGUGCCUGAAAACUGCCACACAGUUGCCAAACGUAGCCUGUGUAGAUAGCCUUGCAGUCCUCUACUUUCAAGAGACGUUACACAAAUGAAUCCGGAGCCGAUCUGCCACUGUCCUCAACGUGCCUACUCCAAAUAACAAGGAAUCCCAUAAACCACCGCAGCAGCCCCAUUCAAAUACCUCAAAUAACACGCGCCCCUAGC
Messenger RNA from Boeremia exigua, 1840 nucleotides. Its product is annotated as acyl-CoA dehydrogenase/oxidase. Gene Ontology annotation, molecular function: oxidoreductase activity, acting on the CH-CH group of donors; flavin adenine dinucleotide binding. NCBI's taxonomy places the organism in Eukaryota, Fungi, Ascomycota, Dothideomycetes, Pleosporales, Didymellaceae. The coding region runs from base 112 to 1470 and encodes 452 amino acids. The transcript is spliced from 3 exons. The record is from RefSeq and is a predicted model, not a curated record.